Messenger RNA from Cannabis sativa, 894 nucleotides. RefSeq names its product dynamin-related protein 4C-like. Bases 1 to 894 code for a protein of 297 amino acids. The record is from RefSeq and is a predicted model, not a curated record. Gene Ontology annotation, cellular component: cytoplasm; microtubule; membrane. Lineage: Eukaryota; Viridiplantae; Streptophyta; Magnoliopsida; Rosales; Cannabaceae. The transcript has a single exon. Gene Ontology annotation, molecular function: microtubule binding; GTPase activity; GTP binding.
AUGAAGAUCAUUGGUGGAGUCAAAGAGUCAUUAAGGAAAGUUUUGUUGAGAGGUGAAUUUGAUGAGUUUCCAAAUGAUAAGAAAAUGCAUUGUAAAGCUAGGUUAGUUGAGAUGCUCAAUGGUUUUUCAGAUGAGCUUAAGAAGUGUCCAGCUAGUGACCCAACUCGAAAUUUCUUAAUGGAUGAGAUAAAGCAUUUGGAAGAAGCUAAAGAGAUUUCACUUCCUAACUUUCUUCCUAGGAAUAUAUUUCUCUCCAUAUUGCAAGAAAAGGUUAAUGGGAUUUCGAGUAUUCCCAAGGCUUUUGUGAAAAAGCUAUUUGGUUAUGUAGAAGAAGUUGUUAUGACUGUUUUGAUGAGUCAUGUUCAACACUAUAAUCAUCUUCAAAUCUCAGCCAAAAGAGCUGGACUUUAUAUGAUUGAGAAGAUGAAAGGAAAAUCCAUGAAGUGGGUUAAGGAGAUUGUGGAGAUGGAGAAGUUGACUGAUUAUACUUGUAACCCCGAAUUCGAAACCAACUGGAAGAAGUUCAUGGCACAAAAGGAUGUGUUCUUGAGUAAUGUCAACAUCCAAAAUUCUAUCAAUAUUGAAGGUUUUGGCACAGUUGACUUGGUCAACCCAAGGAAGUCUCCUCACUUGUUACCUCAAGCUUCUGACUUGAGGAUGAGAUUGGUGGCUUAUUGGAGCAUUGUACAAAGAAGGCUUGUUUACUCAAUGGCUCUACAUUUACAACUGAGUACUGUUCAUAGGCUUGUGAAUGAGAAUUUGGAAAGAGAGCUUGUGAGUCAAAUUAUGGGUUCAAAUGAAAAUGGAUUGAUGAGAAUGUUGGAGGAGUCACCCUCGGUUGCUUCAAAAAACUCAAGGAGUGUAAGGAAAUCUUGGCCCAAAUUAGUCUUGUAA